ACAGGCCACACCCCGGCUAUCCCGGCCCGUGCCCGCCCAGUGCGCAGACGCGCAUGCCGUUCCGCGCAUGAGCAGUGCGGCUUGGAGCCCGCCAGCCCGUGUCUCCGGCGCCAGCUACGCCGCUGUGGCUGUCACUAUGGCCCAUUACAAAGCCGCCGACUCGAAGCGCGAGCAGUUCCGGAGGUACUUGGAGAAGUCGGGAGUGCUGGACACGCUGACGAAAGUGUUGGUAGCCUUAUACGAAGAACCAGAGAAGCCCACCAGUGCUCUGGAUUUUUUAAAGCAUCACUUAGGAGCUGCUACCCCGGAAAACCCAGAAAUAGAGCUGCUUCGCCUAGAAUUGGCAGAAAUGAAAGAGAAAUAUGAAGCUACUGUAGAAGAAAAUAAAAAACUGAAAGCAAAGCUUGCUCAGUAUGAGCCACCUCAGGAGGAGAAGCGUGCUGAAUAGAAUUCUUCUCAGUUGAAAAGACACUGAAAACUGGUUUUGUAUCACUUGAAUAGCUUGUAUAGUAUAUAAUCUUCCUGGAAAGAUGCUAUAAACUUUUAAUAUGUUAAAGCCACUCAUCACACUUUAAUGUUAUAAACACAUAUACAUAGAAUCACCAAUAAAAACUCAAUAUAACUUUCUUUGGGUCUUAAAGCAGGAGAAUCCAAAGUAGAUCUCGAAGAAAAGCUAAAGAACCACAUAACUUUUUACCUUCAAAGAAAUUUUAUUUAUUAUCCAAUUAGGAUUGAUGGUACUGGUUGUAUUUUAGCUAGGAGAUUUAGCAUGGAGCUAUUCCUUGGUUGAGGACUUGAGCAUAGUAGGCACACUCAUUCUUGACAGUGUAUUCCCAGUGGACAGAUCUGUGAUGUAUGAUGCUUCUGCAUGGAUUCCCAUGCAUCUUCUGCUCCUUAUAUAAUAUGGAAUAAGUAACUCUUCUUUGCCACCACUUUGCCUUAGAUAACUGUGUGUGUGCCAGUAUGAACUCUGACACCACGUUUUCUUUCUAUGCAAUCAUGCCCAUCUGAUAAUGCUGCCUUGCUGUGCUGUGUGCUGUAGUGCGUCCUGGUUGCACAUUAGUCUGUGUUGUUUUCAGUUUGCUUAACGCUGCAGCUACUAGAUUGUAAUUUAUAUAGCUUCCAACAGGACUAUACUCCUACCCUGCCUUACUUAGUUCCUUAGUUGAGCACAGAAGAGAGAUAAUAUAAAACUCUGGGUUCACGCACAAACUGGGAUGGGAAAGGGAUGAACCAUUAUGUCACAGAUGAUUAUAAUAUAUAAUUAUAUAGUGCUUUUUUCCUCUUAAAGGUAUUUUUUGAGCCUUGGAUUAAUUUUAUCUUUAAUAUCCCUGUGAAGUAGGUAGGGCAAAUAUGAGGGAGGUGGGUGCUGAAUUUUUUAGGCCAAAGACUGACGUUUAUAUGAAUUGGUUGCUAACUGUAGAGCCCUGGGCAGGUCAGUUAAUGGCUUGGAGAUUCCCUUUCCUCAUCUGUACCAUGAGAACAUGUGCUGCCUACCUCACAGGGUUGUUGUGAGGUCAAAUGAGAUGAUGUACAUGAACGAUUUGUAAAUGGUAAAGUACCACUUGUUUUGGUA
Messenger RNA from Peromyscus californicus insignis, 1576 nucleotides. It is a transcript of the gene Mycbp, whose product is annotated as MYC binding protein. Gene Ontology annotation, biological process: regulation of DNA-templated transcription. Gene Ontology annotation, molecular function: transcription coactivator activity. NCBI's taxonomy places the organism in Eukaryota, Metazoa, Chordata, Mammalia, Rodentia, Cricetidae. Gene Ontology annotation, cellular component: nucleus. The record is from RefSeq and is a predicted model, not a curated record. The transcript has 5 exons. The coding region runs from base 68 to 448 and encodes 126 amino acids.